CCAGGUAGCCAUCAGAAUCAUGACAAACAUGCAGCAAAUCAUUGAGCUUUCGUCUGCCGUUUGGUUCAAAAUGCCUGUUUGGUUCAAGAUGUUCAAGGCGUCUUCUUAUUAUUAAGAUGCCUGUCUGUCUGAAUGGACUUGGAGAGAGAAGGAGGAGUAAAACUCUACUAGUACUGAAGGAACACCUUCUCACCGGUCUGUCCUGUGUUCCGCCAUGCAGCUCAACAAGAGGUUUAUUCUGAGUUUCCUGCACGCCCACGGAAAGCUCUUCACUAAAGUAGGCAUGGAGUCCUUCCCGUCGGUGGCGCUCCGGGUGCUGCAGGAGUUCGGGGCGCUCCUGCAGCACAGCCCCACGGCGCUGGGACGCACACGGCUGCUGCAGCUCAUCACCAUCAACAUGUUCACCGUCCACCACACCCACAGCAGAGUGGAGGGGGAGGUGCGCUCCGUGCUGCACCAGCAGUCCACCGGUCUGGGUCUGGCCAUGUUCGCACUGCUCCUCCAGCGCUGCACCCAGCUGCUGAGAGAGACCCCCGCAGAGCCAAUCCUGAUGGAGAACGGAGAGGGGGCGGGGCAAGGCGACGAGGCCGACGGCAUGGUGAGGGUCUCUGCCUUCCCAUUGGACCUCAGAGAGCUGCUGCCCAGCAUCAAGGUCUGGUCCGAUUGGAUGUUGGGACACCCGGACGAGUGGAACCCGCCUCCGUGCAACAUCAACGGCGGCCCUGACGUGUGGCGGUGCCUGGCCGACCUGUGUAACGCCCUGGCCCGCGUGGAGCACGAGGAGGCUCCGCUGUACACGGCCGACACGGAGGAGCCGGAGGGCGACGAGGAGCUGCGCCUGCUGCUGCUGGAGGAGGACAAGCUGCUGGCUGGCUUCAUCCCCCUGCUGGCAGCCCCCCUGGAGCCCUGCUACACAGACCCCCACACCGACACGGGCAUCGCGGCGGACUGCAAGAGGGUGACGGUGCUUAAGUACUUCCUGGAGGCGCUAUGCGGACAGGAGGAGCCUCUGCUGGCCUUCAAGGGCGGGAAAUACGUCUCCAUGGCGACCGGCCCGUCCCUCAACCCCUGGACGGAGCGCGGGAAGAAGAAGGAGUCCCCGGAGAAGGGGGACGACGUCAUCGUGGAGGCGGAGUCGUCUCUGUCGACCUCGGAGGACGGAGAGGCGGAGGACGACAUCAGAGAGCUGCGGGCGCGGCGCAGCGUGCUGACCAAUAAACUGGCCGAGCAGCAGAAGAGGCGGGACAAGAUACAGGCCGUGCUGCAGACGGGCGGGCAGCUGCAGCUGGAGGUGCGGCCGUACUACCUGGUCCCGGACACCAACGGCUUCAUCGACCACCUGGACGGGCUGCGCACGCUGCUGCGCUCGGCCGCCUACGUCCUGGUGGUGCCACUGAUAGUGAUCACGGAGUUGGACGGCCUCGCCAAGGGCCAGGACGGCUUCGGCGGCGGCGGUAACUACGGCAACGGCGCCCACGUGCGGGCGGUGCAGGAGAAGGCGCGGCAAGCCGUGGCCUUCCUGGAGCGCGGGUUUGAGGCCCGGGAGCCCGGGCUGCGGGCACUGACCAGCCGGGGGAACCAGCUGGAGUCCAUCGCCUUCCGCAGCGAGGACACCUCAGGACAGCAGGGCAACAACGACGACGUCAUCCUGUCCUGCUGCCUCUACUGCUGCAAAGACACCGAGGACGUCCUGCCUGAGACCCCAGGUCCGGUGCGGCUGCACCGGGAGGUGGUCCUGCUGACUGACGACCGUAACCUGCGGGUCAAAGCGCUGACCCGCAACGUCCCGGUCCGCGACAUCGCCGCCUUCCUCAGCUGGGCCAAGGUGGGCUGAGGGGCCCGCCUGGGCCCCCGAGGGCCGCCGCCGUACACCGCCCACCGCUGGGACAGCGGGGGAGCAGAGGAGACGCUGGGAGGAGAGGGGAGGAGGAGGAGCCACCUCUUGUGAAGCCCAGGAAAUCCCUGUCCUGAAACCCAGGAAGUGUUGGAACUGAUCCCGAGGGUUCAGCCAGCGCUUAGUUUAUCCAGCUGCCCUCUCUUGAUGAGCGUCUGUGUGUGUGUGUGUGUGUGUGUGUGUGUGUGUGUGUGUGUGUGUGUGUGUGUGUGUGUGUGUGUGUGUGUGUGUGUGUGUGUGUGUGUGUGUGUGUGUGUGUGUGUGUGUGUGUGUGUUUAUGGAUCUGCUGGCUCCUCCGUGCCUGACCCCACCUCCUCGGUGCGAUCGGGAGAAGAAAAAGGGGUGUGGUUUGGUUGGAGGGGGUGUGGUUUGGUUGGAGGGGGUGUGGUUUGGUUGGAGGGGGUGUGGUUUGGUUGGAGGGGGUGUGGCCUGGUCCAUAUACAGCUAGACUUUGAUUCAGAUCACUAGAAGGAGUCGAUUCAGGCUCCGGUAGAACGAGAGCACAGCAGCAAUCAGAGAGAGAGAGCAGCACUCAGAGAGAGAGAG
Molecule: messenger RNA, 2440 nt
Organism: Gadus macrocephalus (Pacific cod)
Lineage: Eukaryota; Metazoa; Chordata; Actinopteri; Gadiformes; Gadidae
Gene: smg6
Product: SMG6 nonsense mediated mRNA decay factor
Exons: 11
Coding region: 215-1834 (539 amino acids)
Biological process (GO): nuclear-transcribed mRNA catabolic process, nonsense-mediated decay
Cellular component (GO): telomerase holoenzyme complex
Molecular function (GO): telomerase RNA binding; protein binding; telomeric repeat DNA binding
Source: RefSeq, a predicted model, not a curated record